AUGCGUGCCCACUACAGCAUUGUAGUUUUCGAGGUGUCAGCGGACGGUCAGGACGCUAACUUGACGCAGACGCAGCUCACCCGGGUGGUUGGCGAAGCUCGACGGGUGCGGCAGGUGUCAUGGUGCGUGACGGUGGUGGUGGUGAGCGACGACCUCGCCUUCCUCGCCACCUUCGCUCAGUGGUCCCUCAAGGACCGCCUCCUGGUGUGGUCGACGAGGCUCCUGGUCGUCACCCGUCUCCCCCUCCACCUGCUACAGGUCCUCCAUGGGCUGCUCUCCAUGACUAACUCCAUUCUUCUGAUUAUUCAUGAAUCACUAAUCAACUUCAGAUGUGUUAUGUACAUCCAGCUGCCGUACAGUCCUAGGGAAGCCCAGGCGCUGAAGGUGGCCUCCUGGACGUCCCACCGAGGCCUCGCCCUCACCUCCAGCCUCCCGCUCUUCCCUGACAAGUUCUCCAGGUUACUUCAGCGGCCGACUCUGAAGUUGGCAACAGAGAUAAACUCCCUUAACAUCAUGGUUACCAGAGAGAAAACCAAGAUUCGCCCGGAAGAGAGACUGGAGUUUGUUGGACCCUUGCCGGACCUGGUGUCAUACCUCGCCACGGCUCUCAACUUCUCGUACAUGUACUUGAGACCUCCUGAUGGAUCUUGGGGCAUUAAGCGUGUCGAUGGUACCUGGUCAGGCAUGAUGGGUAUGGUGAUCAGGCAGGAAGUAGAUGUAGCAGUUGGCCUCUUCGGUAUUAGUGGAGUGCGCGCUGAGGUAGUGGACUUCAUGGAACCAAUUCUUAUAGAAUACAUUAGGAUGCUGGGAGCGCGCGGCCGGCCGGAGGUGGACCCCUGGGGCUUCCUGUUUCCUCUGGAGCCGGUGGUGUGGGCGGCCAUCCUGGCGGCGCUGCUGGUGCUGCCUCUGACGGCCUUCCUCAUGUCUUCAUGCUUCUCACUCAGGACCGUCCAUCAAAAUAAGAACUUUCUGACAACAUCCGCUUACCUCCGUAUUUUGUUGAAUCAGAGAGAUAAAAAGAAACUUGGAUAA
Procambarus clarkii (red swamp crayfish) is the source of this 1032-nucleotide messenger RNA. The record is from RefSeq and is a predicted model, not a curated record. Lineage: Eukaryota; Metazoa; Arthropoda; Malacostraca; Decapoda; Cambaridae.